This is a messenger RNA of Lolium perenne, 4895 nucleotides long. NCBI's taxonomy places the organism in Eukaryota, Viridiplantae, Streptophyta, Magnoliopsida, Poales, Poaceae. The record is from RefSeq and is a predicted model, not a curated record.
ACUAAAAUCUUGUCAUGUACAACUUCAAAGUCUUAUGCUCCUGUUGGGCUCAGAAAUCAAGUUCUGUGACCACAAUAGUUGAGCUCUCUCGGGAGCUCUCUCGAAACACCCGAAACGAAAGGGCGAGCUCCAGUUCUCCAGAUCCCGCCGGCAAGGCUGGUGGUCCUCCUCGUCUCCGGUCGCCAAGAUGGCCGCUGGAGCGGUGGGGGACCCCGGAUCCUUUGCUUGGCCUUGUAUAUAGUUCUAGAGUAGCUAGUGUUAGUGUCCAUGGCGCUGCUGUCCCGGAGGAGUUGACAGUGGCGUGCGGAAUAAGGUGGUCCUGGCUUCUUCUACGCCCGUCCGGCGACACCGGUGAAAAGCUGUGGACCUUUUGGUCUCGUGGAUCUGGGCAUCUGGGUCCUGCGAGUUGUGUCUCGUCCACUGCUUCAGCUCUACAGAGAGGUGGCAUCGACUUGUUCGAUGUUUUGGCUCUGCGGGGAUGUGGCGGCGGCGUUUCUUUUGGAGCAGCGUGUGCUUGGCAUGCUGGCAAUCAGUUGCGGCGGGACGUUGUUCGGGAUGGACAACGGUGGCUGCUGUCAAUGGCUUGUGGUUGCGGUGGAAGUAUCUGGGCGCUUCAUGUGGAACGCUUUGGCGUUGACCCCAGAUUCGGAUCUGGAGCAGCUCGGAGUGCAUCUUCAGAAGGGAGAUCGCCUCCGGCCUAUAUUUUCUUCUGCUUUAGACUGCGGCUCAUCAAUGCCUAUGUGCAAGGGGCUUCUUCAGGUUCAGGGAUAGGCUUCGUCGGCGACACUUUCCUGAUCCGGUGCCGGCUUCGGCUUUGGCAUCGACGAAGGACAUCAUUGCUCGGCGAGCAUGGUUCACGCGGAGGACUCUAGGAUUCGAUUUACUCCUUUUCUUAGCUAGUGAGGGUCCUCUCCUUAGAGCAUCCCAGCCGUUGGGGCUCCCAGGCCGAAAUCCGGCGCUAAAUAGCGUCGGAUAGAUGUAAUUUUUGGUCUUGGGAGGCCCAUUUUUCCAGUGGCGAGCCCAGGAUGGAUGAAAGUUUUUGACGAAAUACGACGAAUUCAGAUAAAAUUGGACGAAACUCGUUCAAACAUAAGCGAAAUUUAAUGAUAUUUAACAUAUAUAGGCGAGUUCGUACAUAAAUAGGCCGAAUUCGUAUAUAUAUUUGAAUUUGGCGAUGGGAUAACUUAAACUUAAACUAAAACCGGCGUUCUACAUGCUAAAUGGCCGUAGAAGGCCGUGUACUCCGUGCCGUCAUCGUCGUCGCUCAAGCUGGCGGUGUCCUGGGGUGGCGCCGCUUCGUACCAGCGGCUCGUACCCUGGCCAGCAUCGCCGGCGCGUGGCGGCGUCGACCGGUAGAUGUCGUCGUCGCUGCUCUCCUCGAGCUUGAUCAGCUCGACGGUCCUGGGCGCGGCGCUCCUUCCCCCGGCCGGUGCGGCGGCACGGACGGCGAGUUGCCGCGCGGCGGCCAGGUCCAGCAGCCGCCGCCGCUGCUGCUCCGCUUCCUGGCGCUCCCAGUCCCGCAUGGACCACUCCAGCGCGGCGUCAAUGGGGAGGCUGUUGUCGGCGGGCACCAGGUCCUGCAGCGACCUGGCGAUCGCCACCUCCACCGCGGCGUCCUCUGCGCGCUUGGCCUCCUCCUCGGCGAGCUGGUUGGCGGCGGCGGCCUCCUUCUUCGACGACUUCCUCUUCCGCCCGCGCUGCGGAGAGGAGGGUUGGUCGUGGAUGACGAGGGCGCCGCUCCUGCGCCCUCUGGUCGACGGUGGAGACGCUGGCUCCUUCUUGACGAAGGCCGGUGUCGACGGAGACGCCGGCUCCUUCUUGAUGAAGGUCGAGGGCGCAGAUCCGCCGGACCUCGACGCGGACCUCGACCCAGACGAGGAGGAGGACGGCGUCAUCCUCCUCGGCGUCCAGGAACUACCGUGUCGGCGCGACACGGUAGCCGCCUCCGACGGCGGCAUCCCCAGAGGGGGGUAGUUCCCACCCUCGAUGUGCGCGAGCACAUUCGCGAGGGUGCGGUUAGGCGCGCUCCACCAUUGGCGGCGACCGGCGGCGUUGUUCCUAGCGGGAGGAGGAGGGGGGCCGUCGUAAGCGGCGAGCUCGUGCUCGUACCUACACCGGAAAAAGUCGGUCCACGCCUCGUAGUUGUCGGGGAAGAAGCGUGGCUCCCCGCGCUGCUCGUCACUGAGAGUGACGAGCACCGCGUCGAUCUCCGCCUUGAGGGCGGCCCGACCCAUCGGUAGCGGCGGGAUCGGGACGCCGCCCGCGCUGAGUCGCCAUCCUCCCGGCGCGUGGAAGUCCGGCGGUGCCGGGUAGCGGAUUUUGGCUCGUCCAGCCCACGAUGCCGUGCCUGUGCUAGUCCUGGCCAAAUCAUUGGCCACUUGAGGGCGGUGGAAAAUUGGUAGCUUUCACUAGGUCCAGUUCCAGUCCGUUCCUUCUUUCUUUUUCUUUGGCAAGCCAGUCAGUUGCUUCGAUCGCUCAAUAGAUGAGCCUGCAACUCUGUUUGUACCAUUUUUUUUUCUCUCCUGCAAAAGCGCAUGCUGCCGCCCAGCAGGCCUUCCGUGGCUUCGUGUCAAGUUUGAAAACUUCAAAAGAGUAACUGUAGUGCAACACUGGAGUGUACGAUAGUACUGUAUUUUGAAUUGUAGCACUUUCUGCUAUUUUCAGUUUCUUAAUAACUUUCUACGUAUUUAUAACCAAACCAUCCAAGACAAUCCCACCCAAAAAAUCGUUUUUCCACAAAAUAGCUCCACAACUGGCGGAUAAUUCAUAUCUUUAGGCUUCUCCACGAUGGGGGUUCUUUAGGUGUUGCUCUAGGUGUUGAACAGUACUGCCACUGGGCUGACAUGUUGGUCCACUGCGCCGUGUAUGGGCGGAACACCAGUGGCCGGGGGUUGUGUCUGGCGACCUUGUCACCUCUGGCAGCCAAGGUUCAGACAGUUUGGGUGUUUGAAGAGCCAUCAUCUGUCAUGCCACCUCUUCCUUCACUUCCACACUUAUUCACGUGCUUCCUCAACAUUGUCCUUUACUUCCGUCCUCUUCGGUUCAACCUAACAAUGCAAUGGCAAGGAGGUUCAAGUAGUAUUUAGUCCAAGUGAAUAGGAGAUGGACACACAUAAAGGAGAAGGAGAAGAUUCACGUCUGAAGGCCAUGUUGUCAUGUCACAAAUUGGAGCGCUUGAUAUGGUAAUGUCCAGGAAACCAACCAUUUCACAUCUCCCCGUCCUCGGUUUUACUCUUCCCUAUUUUUUGAAGAGUAAACUAUCAAGUUAGGCUCGUGAUUGAACCUAUGCAAGAAUCUUCUUGGGCUUACUUAGAUAAGCAUGUCAUUUGGUACAAUGCACGAAUAUCCUCAGAAUGUGUUGUUCUUAUGGAAAUAAAGACGCGUUAGAAUGCACCAACCGAAAUUCAUUAACUACAUUGCGAUAAAGUAGUUGUUGCUCCGUAGAUGUGAAUGGAUCAUCUCAUACCAACGAGACAUCUCUCUCGUUUCCUUGCUCUUUUGUAUCAUCAGCUAUUUAACAUAGUUUUGGUUUGAGAGGACAGACGACAUACCCGUGGUACAUGCUUGAACAAGCACACCACAUCUGUUUACUUACAAUAUGAAGUUCUUUAGCAUGUUGAGCCAUGAGACCUUGGUAGGCUUGAGUUUUGACUUUGUAAGAAAAUGAUUGACCGGUCAAAGUUACGGUUACAAACACGCAAUAUUGAAACGUUUGUCACGUGCAGAAAUUUUGAAAGAUUUCUCUGGCUGGAAUUAAUUCUAUCACACUCUUUUGGCCGAAUGUAAUUGUAGAAAAUAUGAAAGGGUAUACAAUUAUUAAUGUCCUUAAUUAUCGUUUCCAUCAUCUGGCUAUAUAGUAUCUGUGCGAUAUGCGUUUGGCAUCACUUGGCAGCGCAGAUGAAUCAGGUGAGCUCCAGCGCCAUUGGCGGGUCUGAUGUGCCGCCACCACCAGAACAGCAACAGAUGUUGGAUGCGGUAGGCCUCACCAUGGGGGUGGAUACCAAGUUGGCGAUGAGGCGCAGCAUUAACCGAGACAGGAUAUCCGAGCAUAUAGAGAGUAAGAAAUACUUGGCUAACUUGCAAGGGAUGCUGCCAGACCUUGCGACACAGCUCGAGGAAAUAUUGUUUAAAGUUCAUGGAUGCAAGAGGGAGUACUACAAUAUGGUGGAGCGGCUGUUUGAGCCAGAAUUGCAGCUUGCUAUCCAGCUCUUGAGUGUCCAGAACCCACAAAAUCAAGAACUGUCAAGGAAUAUCCAAACUUUCCCUGCAAUAGGAACAGAUUUUUGCGCACCUGGUAGUAUCAAGGGCGAAAGUGGAAAUCCUAUGAUGUAUUCAGAUGUGAAAUUUAAGAUGGGACUUGCUUCUUCAUCUCUAAUAGGAAAACAUCCCAAGGUGAUGGAGGCGAAGGAGGUCCCAAGGGAACUAAAGUUCAGCUGCCCAGUCUGCAUGAACGAGCUGGUGGAUGCAUCAUCCACCAUAUGCGGCCACAUCUUCUGCGAGAACUGCAUCAAGGCCUCUAUCCAGGCUCAGAGAAAGUGCCCUACCUGCCGGAAGAAGCUGACCCUGCGCGGUUUCCACCGGCUCUACCUCCCGGCGACAAACUAGAGCCGCUGCGCUAAUCUGAACUUUCUCCCCACCAGCAUUUUGGGAUUGUAUCUGAAUGACUGAAUCAGCCUUCACAAGGUUAUCGUUACCAAUUAGUUUUUUCCCAAAAAUUUGAGAACCAUGUUUUCAUGGCACUUGAGACGUCGUUAUCAAUAAGUAUCUGUAGCUGGUUAAGAAUAUAGAUAUCUCAAGACUGUUGUUGCCUUUCCUUUGGCAUGUCAAAGCCCGUGCCUGGUAUUGUGAACUCCGUGUGCGAUGAAAUAUUUGAUAUAUAUUUUUUCUGUUUUUUA